AUGUCGGCAUCGCUGGCGCCGGAAUGCAACGGGGUCAAAGAACGGUACGAUACUUGCUUUCUUAAGUGGUAUAGCGAGAAGUACCUUCGAGGCACCGGAAAGACGGAUGAUAAUGAGUGUACGAAGCUCUUCGAGGACUAUCAGAAGUGUCUCAGCGUCGCACUGAAGGAGCGCGGCAUAGAUAAGCUGCUGAAGGAGGCCCGGGAAGACAACAAAGAGAACGAUGCCGAGCACAUGAAACGGAAAUGA
Anthostomella pinea is the source of this 249-nucleotide messenger RNA. NCBI's taxonomy places the organism in Eukaryota, Fungi, Ascomycota, Sordariomycetes, Xylariales, Xylariaceae. The record is from the annotation of a GenBank genome assembly.